This is a messenger RNA of Prionailurus viverrinus (fishing cat), 1058 nucleotides long. It is a transcript of the gene LDOC1, whose product is annotated as LDOC1 regulator of NFKB signaling. The transcript has a single exon. The record is from RefSeq and is a predicted model, not a curated record. Bases 130 to 570 code for a protein of 146 amino acids. NCBI's taxonomy places the organism in Eukaryota, Metazoa, Chordata, Mammalia, Carnivora, Felidae.
CCCCUGCGCGCACCGCCCUCCGCCCCUGGCCUCCGUGCGCCUCCGCGGACACGCACUUCCUGCGAGGCCUCAGUGCGCACCUUAGCCGAACCGAGCCGAGCUCAACCUUGCACUUCCAAGUCGUUCGCCAUGGUGGACGAGCUGGUGCUACUGCUGCACGCGCUCCUGAUGCGGCACCGCGCGCUGAGCAUCGAGAACAGCCAGCUCAUGGAACAGCUACGGCUGCUGGUGUGCGAGAGGGCCACCCUGCUGCGCCAGGUACGUCCGCCGAGCUGCCCGGUGCCCUUCCCCGAAACGUUUAGCGGCGAGAGCUCCCGGCUCCCCGAGUUUAUCGUGCAGACGGCGUCUUACAUGCUCGUCAACGAGAACCGAUUCUGCAACGACGCCAUGAAGGUGGCAUUCCUAAUCAGCCUGCUCACCGGGGAAGCCGAGGAGUGGGUGGUGCCCUACAUUGAGAUGGAUAGCCCCAUCCUAGGUGAUUACCGGGCCUUCCUCGAUGAGAUGAAACAGUGUUUUGGCUGGGAUGACGACGAAGAAGACGACGACGACGACGAAGAAGAUGAUUACUAGGCCGGGAGACCCUCGGGCCCAGGGGGGAGGGCCCUGCACGCCGCCAUCCUCUCCCCCCCUCCCCCGCCCGGCCCGGAGCCGCCAAGCUCCGUUUCGCCCUCCGAUCCCCUUCCCUACCCCUGCCCUCCGAUUCUCCUCCUCACCGCCCCCCGUAGUGCUUGCCUUUGUUCCAGGAAUUGUACCCCAGUUAACCUGCCGCUGGGGCCUCGUUCUGAAGCGUGCCGCCACCCUCUCUGGCCAGCCCUAGGACCCUGCCCUGCUAAUUUGGACUGUGUCCUGAGCCCCGGCUAUAGGGCAGGCCCCUGUUACAAACUGGUGAGACUACGCACAGCCCUGCCGACUGCAAGGCCUCCAUCUGCCCAGAGACCUACGCUGCCACUUCACCACCAUCCACCACAUUCCAGCGACAGACCACAGCCUUGAAAACAAGGACCGACCUAGAAGAUGCCUGAGUUGGUCCUCGGACAUUGAUUCGGACAACUCACCAA